Messenger RNA from Pangasianodon hypophthalmus (striped catfish), 1898 nucleotides. It is a transcript of the gene entpd8, whose product is annotated as ectonucleoside triphosphate diphosphohydrolase 8. The record is from RefSeq and is a predicted model, not a curated record. Gene Ontology annotation, cellular component: plasma membrane. The transcript is spliced from 12 exons. NCBI's taxonomy places the organism in Eukaryota, Metazoa, Chordata, Actinopteri, Siluriformes, Pangasiidae. Bases 213 to 1898 code for a protein of 561 amino acids. Gene Ontology annotation, biological process: nucleoside diphosphate catabolic process. Gene Ontology annotation, molecular function: GDP phosphatase activity; UDP phosphatase activity.
CACAUGCUUCUCAAACCCACUGCAUGCUUCACUACAUACAUUGGCAAAGACAUGAUCUGGUUUUUACAAGAUGGAUUAAAUAAUGGGCAUGGAAGAUCUUUUCAAAAUCAGGAAAAUGCAGGUACACAAGUAGGAGGAAACCUUUUGUGGAAUGUUAAUAGGGAUCCUGAGGGGCAAUACUCCUACCCUGAUGCAACCAGCAGGGUGUGUGCAUGUAUGUCCAUGAGUGUGUGAUUAGUUGGAAGCAGUCUGGGAAAGAGGAAGCAUUGGUUCAUUUGCCAGAAGAUGUUCGAAGUGAAGGUGUGACAGCAUAUUGUGUUGUUUUGCCUAUUGCACCAAGUGUGCCUAGUGUGAAUGUGCUUUGUCGUAUCACUCAGGGAAGACUACAGUUUUACACAAGAGAUAUGAGGCUACAUUUAAAACCUGUGCUACUAGGUGUUGCAGUGGUAGCUAUAACAUGCAUGACCAUCAUCGUUCUAAUCCUCACCAUUGUUAAUCGUCAGAAAGCAGAACUGCCGUACUCAACACAGUAUGGGAUGGUGUUUGAUGCAGGUUCCUCACACACAGCCCUCUUCCUGUAUCAAUGGCCAGGGAACAAAGAAAACGACACAGGAAUUGUCUCUCAGACUCUGACCUGUGAUGUGAAAGGUGAUGGUAUAUCCAGUUAUGUUACAAAUCCUCCCGGCGCUGGAGAGAGCUUAAGAGAGUGCUUGAAUAUUGCAAUGGCAAAGGUCCCUGCAAGUCAGCAAAAGACAACUCCUGUCUACCUGGGAGCCACAGCAGGCAUGAGGCUUCUCAGUUUACAAAACAAAACUCAGUCAGACCGAAUACUUAAUGAGGUGGCCAAAACUAUACAAAGUUAUCCCUUUGAUUUUCGUGGGGCCAGAAUUAUCACUGGUAUGGAGGAGGGGGCCUAUGGCUGGAUCACCAUCAAUUAUCUUUUGGAGGGCUUCAUUAAGUAUGCAUUCGAUGGUAAAUGGAUUCACCCUAAAGCUGGGAAUAUUUUAGGAGCUCUAGACUUAGGUGGUGCAUCCACUCAGAUUUCCUUCAUACCAAGAGAUCCAGUUAAAGACCCACAGUCUGCUUUUGACCUCCAGCUCUAUAACUACAGGUACCAGUUGUAUACACACAGUUACCUGUGCUAUGGCAAAGAUCAAGCCUUGAAGAAACUCCAGGCGUAUCUUCAGAAGACUACUAGUCCCUCUUCUGUUAUCAAGCAUCCAUGCUACCACAGAGGCUACAAUCUGACGGUAAAGCUGGGGGACAUUUACGACUCUCCUUGUGUGGUCAAGCCGACCCCUUAUGACCCCUUGGAACAGGUCACUUUCUCUGGAACUGGUGAUUCUGCACUGUGUGUGUCACUGAUAGAGAUGAUUGUAGAUGUGACGAACUGUUCACUUUACCCAGACUGUGGCUUUGAUGGAGUUUACCAACCUCCUGUCAAUGGAGAGUUUUUUGCAUUCUCUGCAUACUUCUAUACCUUUGACUUCCUUGGUCUUGCACCAAGGGCUUCGUUGUCUCAUGUUAAUUCCACCAUUGAGUCUUACUGCAACAAAACCUGGAAGACACUUGUGGCAGAAUAUCCAACGGUGAAGGAGAAGUACCUCAGAGAUUACUGUUGUUCAGCUCAUUACAUCAUGGUUAUUCUCCUCAAAGGAUAUAAAUUCGAGACCAACUGGGAUAAAAUCUCUUUUCAAAAACAGGUGGCAGACACUGACAUAGGCUGGACUCUGGGCUAUAUGCUGAACCUGUCCUAUCUGAUUCCCUCUGACCGCCCUCUAGUGGUGACAGGGGUCCAAACCAGUCAGUGGGCAGCAGAGGUUUUCUUCAUUGUCUUUGUACUUCUUCUCAGCCUGUGUAUUCUUACCAUUUUGUGUGUGUGGGGUCCAUCCUCAUAG